AUGCCACAACCCAGAGCUGGAAAUACAGACGCAGCUAUUUUAAAACGGAGAUCUUUCGCCGUCAGAACACGCAGCGGCCCCUGGAGCUUCCGCGCCCGGCAAACUCCCUCUCCCGCGGGGACAGAAACCACGACGCGGCUUCCACGCAGCAGCCGCUGGGGCCGGGCCGGCAGCCGCCAGAGCCCGCGGGCCGCACCCCGCCGAGGCGGCCGGAGCGCCCCCGGGGACGGGGCGCGGGGUAACGGCGGCGGCCGCGGCGCAGCACCACGAAUCCUCACCUGGAACGGGGCCGAGGCGGCGGCUCCUCGGGGCGGCGCGGCGAGUCCCUGCGGCGCCCCCGGCCCCACAGGGGAUGGUAGCCGGGCCGGCCCGCGGGGAGGGGUAACGGCAGCGCGUAGGCGGAGGGCGCUCAGCGGGUCACGGGGCGGCUCGCAGCGCUCCCCACGGGGGUUGAACCCCUCGCCGCGGCCGCCGCCAUCCCUGCGGCAGUGCCGGCCGGAGCCCGGCCGCGCUCACCCGCGCCGCCGCCCCCGCGCUCGCCCCUCCUCGGCCGCGGCGCCACCAAGCCCGCUGUCCGCCGGGGCACCACCCACAUCCCAUUUCCGGAGCGGUGAUUGGGCAGCUGCGGAGAUUUCCCACGAACGAUUGGCUCUCAAUGCGGUCAAUCCGGGCACCGGGGGCGGGCGCACUUGGACGCGGCGCUGUGCAGUGCGGGGUUGGUUGAGCCGGCGAGCGCCGGUACAGCCGCGGCCGCCCCCGCGCAGCCUCGGGGCAGAGGCGCGGGAUGGGCGCCGGAAUUCCCGUUUCCGAGGAGCUUCCGAGGGGCAGCGUCCGUGCGGGAGGCCGGCGCUGGCCCUGGGCGCUCACCGCCGCAGGGCCGCCCCCGGGGGGGAAGCUGGGUCCUCGCUGCGGUGCCGCCUCCGCCUCAGCAGUCGGAGCUCGGCCGCGCUGUCCGUACCUGGGCGGACUGCCCAGGGCCUGAUGGGUGCAGUCUGCUGCCCGGCCGCGGGCGGGGCGAGAGGGCUGAGGAAGGAGAGGCCGGGUUGGGGGAGGCGGGUGACCGGGCGUCGCCUCGGGGACCUCUGUCCCCUGCGGGAGCGCAGCAGGGCUGUCACCCCUGGGCUCCGCUCAGUGACAGUAGGAAACAGUGGAUGUGUCCCGUGCCUAGGUGAGUACGGCAUUCGAAGGGAAGCCUUCCCACUCUCACUGGUUAUUCCUUACUGCAGGCAGGACUCUCGAGCCUCGUGAGGCCACGGAGCGGGCGCUCCUCGGUGGGUGCCAUCAUCGCACAACAGCCCCCAGGACGCGUUUGUAGGCCACAGUGUCAGCCCAGAGCCCGGAUCCAUCUGGCAGACCAACAGCUAGGAGAGACCUGUUCUGUGGGAAGGAGGAAGGACAGAUUUGCUGUGCUCACAGUAGCUUGGAUGAAGUGAGUAAAAACACCGUAGUGUUUCCCUCGUGUGAAGUUUCCUUAAGCGAGGAAAAAAAAAAAAGUGCCUUUAUUUCCCUACUGCCAGCCAGAUAAGAAGAUAGCGUGAAUAAUUUAAGCCCUUUCUUCAUUCAUAACAAGGAGAUCAUAGUUAAAGAGUAGGGUUAGGAAACAGUAUCUCCUACUGCUACUUUAUGAAAAGAAAGAUUUUAGCGCUGAUAGUUUAUAGUUGAGUUACCCAGAAGUGGGAGCUGUGAACCAAACCUAGCAAUGAACCCAAACAGUUGCGAGUUGCUCAGUGUCAGCUUCAGGAAGAUGCUUCUUCCCUCGCAAAGGGAACUGCCUCAAGCAGCGGGCCACCAGUCAUAGCGGUGUGGAUAAACACUGGUGAUAAGCAUAUGCUUCUCUAUAUGUAGUGAAUGCAUAUGCGUAUUAUGUGUCCUAACAAUUGAAGCAGUUAAUAACAAAGCUGAUAGACUGAAGAAAUGUUCAUUUUGUGAAUAGAAAUGAACCAAUGUUGAUGGUAAUAUGUGGAAAGAGUUGCGCCUUUUUUCCACAAUAGUAUAUCUUUACCUGGGUUACAAAAUGGAGUUACAAGUUUUGCUUACCUUUAAAAGGCACUUACAAUUUCUCAGAUGGAAAAUAUUCUACUGAAACUACAUAUUCUUUCAAAUCUGUCUUAAAGGCAAAUUGCAAAGGUGACAGUUAUUCUAGGAUAAACAGCUCUUCUUAUGCAGCAAACAAAUAAUUUUUUUUUCACGUUCACUCUAAAGUAGACAGUGUUUUUCCUCCGAGAUUAUAACUGAAGGUAGAUAAAUAUCCUAACCACCUCUUAUUUUAAGUAAAUAAGUUUUGCCAACAAAACUUGCUGUAUGCUAAAUGUAAUGAGGAGCUUGUGAAUAUGAAUCUGUCUGUGAAGUGUUUUAUUGUUCCCCAAAUAAUUGACAUGUUGCCUGAGGUGUACAAUUCUCAGGAGAAUUUUCUGAUUCAAUUAAAGAGAACAGAAAGGCCUUAACAAACUUGUUUAUCUGGUUUGUCUGUUUACCUGUUCAUUGCAGAUCCACAGGGCAUAGUUUCUCUCAUCACUUUGGAACUUCACAAGUUAAUUCAUUAUCUAAUACAAUGGACAUGCAUAUUAUCAUGGGAAUCACACCAGGUGUACACGUCUUCUUAGCUCACUGAAAGCUUUAAAAGACCAAAGAGCCUUUCCUUCAUCAUCAGUCAAAGUACAGUGAUCUGUAAGUUUCCAAAUUACCAUGUGAUCUUCAUAAGCAGACAAAACCCGAAUGGUUCAAAUAGAAGUCAAGCAGGGAAUAAAAUAAACUAAAACUGAGACUUUUCAAAGGGAAAAUCUGUUUCCACUUAUGUGAAGGAAGUCCUUACAGAAAAGAUCUAAUCUUUUUUAACUCACUGCUCCAGAAAUACACCAAGAAGUUCUUCAAUGCUUUCUGUUCUACUAUUUUAGGUUCAGAGAUGUUGGUAAGUAUAACGGAUACCAGCACUUCCUCUGUCAGUGCAAACUUGCAGAAUAUCUUUACCACACACCAAAGUACCCCAAACAACCAAACCCAAAAAACCACCAGCACAUUAAAAUCUCUAUGUAAAUAUGAAUAUGAAAUUGAGCUACUCUAGUUUCUUCUAUUUUUUCUUUCUCUCCCCCAUUUUUUUUGAUAGUACACGUAGUUUAGCAUAGAUGCAAUGUGUUUAUUUCCCUUGGGGGAAGUUACCCUGAGCCAAAAACUGUCCUAUGCCCUUUCGUCAGCUCUUACAUUGUUAGCUGUAGUUGGCUAUCUCAAUGUAAAAAUGUGUCUCUUUUUGUAGCUGUUAGUCAGCAGCUGUAAACCACAGCAGAUGGGCACCUCUGUGUUUGUUCUGGAGAUUUUUAAGUAUCUCAGGUGGUGCAAAAUAAAUCAGUAAAGCAAACUGUCCUGGUUUCAGAUGGGAUAGAAGUAAUUUUCUUUAUAGUAACUGGUACAGAGCUGGAUUUAGUAUGAGAAUAAUGUUGACAGCAGGCAGAUGUUUUAGUUGGUUUUGAGUUGUUCUUACUAUAAAUCAAGGAUGUUUCAGCUUCCUGUGCUCUGCUAGUGAGGAGGUGCCCAAGAAUGGAGGGGAACACGGCCAGGACAGCUGGCCCAAACUGUCCAAAGGGAUAUUUCAUACCACAGAACAUCAUGCCCAGUAUAUUAAUAAGGGAAGGAGUUGGCCAUGAGGAACCAAUGGCUGCUGGGGGACAGGCUGGGCAUUGGUCAGUGGGUGGUAAACAAUUGUAUUGUGCAUCACUUAUUUCUCUUGGGUUUUAUUUCUCUCUCCUUUUCAUUGCAAUUAGUAGUAGUAGUGGCGACUAAUGAUUAUUAUCUUUUAUAUUUUGUUUCAAUUAUUAAAAUUGUUUGUAUCUCA
Molecule: messenger RNA, 3826 nt
Organism: Corvus hawaiiensis (hawaiian crow)
Lineage: Eukaryota; Metazoa; Chordata; Aves; Passeriformes; Corvidae
Product: collagen alpha-1(I) chain-like
Exons: 4
Coding region: 1-1248 (415 amino acids)
Source: RefSeq, a predicted model, not a curated record